UGCAGCACUCAGCAGCUAGCUUACAGGCUAAAUGUGUAUAAACCAGGUUAUUUUGACUUUUAAACUUCAUUUUUCGCCGCUUUUGCGAUCACUUUGCUCGCUAUGACAGGAACUAACUGGGACAACAACAUCUCCUGAGUGUACAAAUUGUCGUGUCAAGAUUAAUUUAUUAUUUAUAUUAUAUUUUUUGGCUGGAGGAAACACAACUGCUGAGCGAGGCUGCUUGGAGGUCCAGUGACAGCCUGUAGAGCCGGAGGUGGGAUGGAUCCUCUGGGUGCUCGCUCGCAGUUCGUGGACAUCCAGACUCUCCCCACGUGGCAGCAGCAGCUGGGCGAGGAUGGAGAGGAGACGCCGCUGGAGCAAAGCAGCAGCCUCCUCAGCCAGGACGCCUUCCCCUCACCCUUCCCCUGCAGGCCGGACAUCAACCGCAAGAUCAUCCUGUUCUGUGGUGACAUCGCCUUCCUGAACUGCACCGCCAUUGUGAACACCAGCAACGAGUCGCUGAACGACAAGAACCCAGUGUCUGACAGCGUCCAUCAGGUGGCCGGGCCCGAGCUGAGAGAAGAGCUGGUCAAACUCAAAGGAUGUCGGACAGGAGAGGCGAAGCUGACCAAAGGCUUCAACCUGGCGGCGAGGUUCAUCGUCCACACGGUGGGACCGAAAUACAAAUCCAAGUACAGGACGGCGGCGGAGAGCUCGCUGUACAGCUGCUACAGGAACACCCUGCAGCUGGCAGUAGAGCAGUCGAUGGCGUCUGUCGGUCUCUGUGUGGUGAGCACGACCAAGAGGGGUUACCCACUGGAGGACGCUACACACAUAACUUUCAGAACAGUGCGCAGGUUCCUGGAGAAUCACGGGAACUGUCUGGAGGCGGUGGUGUUUGCGGUGUCAGACACAGAGGAGCCGGUGUACAAGAAGUUGCUGCCUCUGUACUUCCCUCGCUCUGAGGCGGAGGAGAAAUGCUGCCUGCCUCUCAUCCCAGCUGACAUCGGCAACUCUGAGGGUGAACCCGUCGUCCCUGAGAGACAGAUCCGCAUCACAGAGAAACCAGGAACUCUGGAAGAUGAUUCUGAUGAGGAGAGUCUGGAUCUAGACCUGGGUCAGGUGGGCAAUCACGCUUUUGCCCGGAUGGAGGGGGACGUGGACAAACAGCGGAAACAAAUCCUGCAGGGCCAGAUGUCAGAGGCAGCCAUCCAGAAACAACACCAGAGGAAUUACAAUCGCUGGCUGUGUCGAGCGAGAGCAGAGGAUCUGUCGGACAUUGCUGCAUUGAAAGCCUUAUAUCAAACUGGUGUGGACAUGUGUGGCAGGACAGUGAUGGUUUUGGUUGGACGAAACAUUCCAGUGACCCUCAUCGACAUUGAAAAGGCUCUGCUGUACUUCAUCCACGUUAUGGAUCACAUCACAGUGAAGGAAUACGUGAUGGUUUACUUCCACACGCUGACCGGCGAGCACAACCACCUGGACUCCGACUUCCUCAAGAACCUCUACGACAUUGUCGACGCCAAGUUUAAAAGGAAUCUUAAGGCCUUCUACUUUGUACAUCCAACAUUUCGCUCAAAGGUGUCGACGUGGUUCUUCACCACCUUCAGUGUGUCGGGGUUGAAGGACAAGGUUCGCUACCUGGACAACCUGCAGCAGCUCUUCACCUGCAUCAAACCUGAGCAGAUCGACAUCCCUCCGUUUGUCCUGGAGUAUGACGCACGGGUUAACGGGCCGUACCACCCGUCCCACUCCUCCAGUCUGUGACAGGAGACGUUCGGACCUCCCUGCUGCGGUGACGAGCUGCUGUCAGCCUGUCGAGUGGACGCCUUUUAUGGACAUCAUGUUGCCCGUGAGGUCUGAACUCCUAACCUCCUCCUCAGGCCCUAACCAUCGUGGGGAAACUCUCUUUUUGUUCUGUUCCAGCCAAGAGGACAAAUUUAACAGUUGCGGCCCACAUUUAGCAGCAUGUGGCGCGCUGAUCGGUCAUUCUCUCUCACCACAGACUAUUUGUGGAUCUGGUUGUGGUUUUUGGAUUAUGCCUUACACCAAGAUUUCUUAUUCAGCUGUUUCCCUCAAACAUCCCGAAAUAUGAAGUCUCAUGUAAACCCUGACAGUUUGCUCAAAGCGUUUUCCAUCGUGUGGUCGUAUCAGACGUCCUCGCCCAUGUCUCAGAAUAUUGUCAGACUUUUAAAAUGCUGGAGAAUGAUGACGUCUGUUUUGAUUUCCUCACCAUCUCGUUCUGUACCGUGCUGCACGCUUAAACUCUGGGUGAAGAAAAGUUUCACUCACGCAGAAGCUGGAAAUUCCCACCUGGUACGAUUUAACGAUGACCUCUGCGCUCAUUCACAAUCGGGAAAACCCCACAGGAGAAAAAUAUUCUUUCAUCGGCUCUUAGCUCAGCUACGUAACAUAUAACAUUAACUUUAUAUCACAAAGGUUUAUCUAUUUUGAAUAGGAAAUGUUGGUAUUUUUCAACCUGGACCCUAUUUUCAUGUUUUUCAAGAAAGUAAAUAAUGAGGACAUCAAUGUGCGUCAGCUAAAAGCUUAUUCUUGCGCUGACAGGCUCUGAUUGUUUUAAGUAUCAGACGACAUUUUGGAAGGCAUCCUACAGAGAAAUAAAACAUUUUUAUUUACCUUUUGCUUGAUUCGGGCUGUCCAACAAAGUUUCCUCAAGGAGAAAUCUCGCAAGUCGUAAUCAGCUAGAAAUUCAGCCUUGACACCUUGAAACCUUUAGAUAACACUAACAUAUGGUUCAAA
Messenger RNA from Centropristis striata (black sea bass), 2742 nucleotides. It is a transcript of the gene gdap2, whose product is annotated as ganglioside induced differentiation associated protein 2. The transcript has 14 exons. The coding region runs from base 262 to 1749 and encodes 495 amino acids. The record is from RefSeq and is a predicted model, not a curated record. NCBI's taxonomy places the organism in Eukaryota, Metazoa, Chordata, Actinopteri, Perciformes, Serranidae.